Symbiodinium sp. CCMP2456 is the source of this 1026-nucleotide messenger RNA. NCBI's taxonomy places the organism in Eukaryota, Dinophyceae, Suessiales, Symbiodiniaceae. The record is from the annotation of a GenBank genome assembly.
AUGAAGAGCGAGUGGAGCCGCCUCUGGGUCGCCUGGACGCAUGCUGCCGGCCAGCUUCCCGAGGACGUCUCAGCGUCGGCAGCAGCGGUCCUGCGGUCCGCACGUGCCUGGCGGCGGCUCUUCCAGGCGGCCACAGGCAUGAAGGCGAUUUUCCCAUCGACGGAUCCGGUCUGGCAGCCUCUUUCCCAGCGUCUCAGCGAGUGCGAAGUGUACAUGCAGCACCUGUACAUGGCCUUGGCACAACACCUGAGAUGCCAUGUGCGAUUUUUGCGAGCGGCGGAGGAGGUGAGUAGAGUCGGUUCGCUCUCCACGGUUGUGUACACUGUUCUUUCAGAUGGCCGCCUGCGUAGAAGCAGCACGGAGAUGAGAGAGCUGCAAGCAACCGUGCUUGAGUCUUUGGGAUGGAGCGCAUGCCCAUCAGAACUCGCAGCCGAAAUUGCAGAAUUAGGCAGGCGAGGUGCGGAGCUCACCCUCGACUACGCGAAGAACCUUUUGCAGCAGUGCGAGACGGCCUGUAUGUCAUCAUCUUUAAGGCAACUCUGCGAAAUCCAGGACGAUCAGCCCUUGCAGAGAUCGGAGGCCUGGACAGGGAUUCAAAAAGUCAAAGAAGGAGCAUCACGCAUGCCACAUUUGCACGUAUGGCGCGUGUACCAUGAGCUCUGCAGUUGGCUGCUGCUUCCACGUGUGGAAGAGGUGACUCACGUUUGGGCAGGCUUGGCUCAGCGUGGCUGGGACUCUGCCCGUGUGGAUGCUCUUUGGGAUGCAGAGACAGAGAACUCGAACUCCAACCCGGGAAUGGUAGGACCGCAUAAUGCUGGAGCUCGGGCGUUCAAGAGGGCAGCCUUUGGUUCCCGUGGAAGCCUGUUUCACGUGAUCCCACACAGUGACAGCAGGACGAUGCCGCUUGACAAGUGCGAAACUGGCCGCACCACGACACGGACAGCUUGCGAGGCCAGUGGCGCUUCUGACGGCGCCGCUCUGUUGCAAAGUCCUUCUGCAAAGAAUCAGGGUUGCAGCAGCUGGUGA